Molecule: messenger RNA, 4908 nt
Organism: Erinaceus europaeus (western European hedgehog)
Lineage: Eukaryota; Metazoa; Chordata; Mammalia; Eulipotyphla; Erinaceidae
Gene: RANBP6
Product: RAN binding protein 6
Exons: 1
Coding region: 40-3357 (1105 amino acids)
Biological process (GO): protein import into nucleus
Cellular component (GO): nucleus; cytoplasm
Molecular function (GO): protein binding; nuclear import signal receptor activity
Source: RefSeq, a predicted model, not a curated record
CUCCCUUUUCUCCAGUCGCGGUUGCUUUGACAGAAAGCGAUGGCUGCCACCGGGUCUGCAGCGGUACCGGCGACAGUGUCGGGAAAGCAAGAGUUCUACCAGCUUCUGAAGAGCCUGAUCAAUCCAAGCUGUAUGGUGCGGAGACAAGCGGAGGAAAUCUAUGAGAACAUCCCAGGUCUGUGUAAGACUACAUUCCUCUUAGAUGCCGUCAGAAAUAGAAGAGCAGGUUAUGAGGUGAGACAAAUGGCUGCCGCACUGCUACGACGGCUUUUGUCCUCUGGGUUUGAGGAAGUCUAUCCAAAUCUGCCUUCUGAUGUUCAGAGGGACGUCAAGAUUGAACUGAUACUUGCUGUUAAAUUAGAAACACAUGCUAGCAUGAGGAAAAAACUAUGUGACAUUUUUGCAGUGCUGGCCAGGAAUUUGAUAGAUGAGGAUGGCACGAACCAUUGGCCCGAAGGUUUGAAGUUCCUAAUUGAUGCAAUCUAUUCAAAAAAUGUGGUUCUUUGGGAAGUUGCACUUCACGUUUUCUGGCACUUUCCUGGGAUUUUUGGGAACCAAGAGCGGCACGACUUAGAUAUCAUCAAGCGGUUGCUGGACCAGUGUAUUCAAGAUCAAGAACAUCCAGCAAUCAGGACAUUAUCUGCUAGAGCUGCAGCUGCAUUUGUACUUGCUAACGAGAAUAAUAUUGCUCUUUUCAAAGACUUUGCAGACUUGCUUCCUGGAAUCUUACAGGCUGUGAAUGACUCGUGCUACCAGGAUGACGAUUCAGUACUAGAAUCCCUUGUUGAAAUUGCAGAUACUGUACCUAAGUACUUAGGUCCUCAUUUAGAAGAUACUCUGCAGUUGAGUCUAAAAUUAUGUGGAGACUCUAGACUUAGUAAUCUGCAACGCCAACUGGCCCUUGAAGUAAUAGUGACCUUGUCUGAAACUGCAACCCCAAUGUUGAAAAAACAUACAAAUAUUAUUGCACAGGCCGUUCCUCAUAUCCUAGCAAUGAUGGUUGAUCUACAAGAUGAUGAGGACUGGGUAAAUGCCGAUGAAAUGGAAGAAGAUGAUUUUGACAGCAAUGCAGUCGCUGCUGAAAGUGCACUAGACAGAUUGGCUUGUGGGCUUGGAGGAAAACUCGUUUUACCAAUAACUAAGGAGCAUAUCUUGCAGUUGCUUCAGAGCCCAGACUGGAAAUGUCGACAUGCUGGAUUAAUGGCCUUAUCUGCCAUUGGAGAAGGAUGCCAUCAGCAAAUGGAACCAAUUCUAGAUGAAACUGUUAAUUCUGUUUUACUUUUUCUUCAGGAUCCUCAUCCAAGGGUGAGGGCUGCAGCGUGUACUACACUUGGACAGAUGGCUACAGAUUUUGCACCUAACUUUCAAAAGAAAUUCCAUGAGACAGUGAUUGCAGCUCUGUUGCGUACCAUGGAAAAUCAAGGUAAUCAACGUGUUCAAUCGCAUGCAGCUUCUGCACUUGUAAUUUUUAUUGAGGACUGCCCCAGAUCAUUGCUCAUUCUAUAUUUGGAUGGUAUGGUGAAAAACCUACAUUCCAUCUUGGUAAUUAAACUUCAAGAGUUGAUUCGGAAUGGGACUAAGUUGGCCUUGGAACAGCUUGUGACAACCAUUGCCUCAGUUGCAGAUGCCAUUGAAGAAAAUUUUGUUCCAUAUUAUGAUAUAUUUAUGCCCUCUCUAAAACACAUUGUUGAACUUGCUAUUCAGAAGGAACUCAAGCUUCUGAAAGGAAAAACUAUUGAAUGCAUCAGUCAUGUUGGGCUUGCUGUUGGGAAAGAAAAAUUUAUGCAAGAUGCAUCAAAUGUGAUGCAGCUAUUGUUGAAGACACAAUCAGACUUAAAUAAUAUGGAAGAUGAUGACCCUCAGUCCUCUUACAUGGUUUCAGCAUGGGCUAGAAUGUGUAAAAUUCUUGGAAGUGAUUUCCAACAGUACCUUCCACUGGUUAUUGAGCCUCUUAUUAAGACCGCUUCAGCUAAACCUGAUGUUGCUCUUUUAGACACACAAGAUGUAGAGAAUAUGAGUGAUGAUGAUGGCUGGCAGUUUGUAAACCUUGGAGAUCAACAAAGUUUUGGAAUUAAAACUUCAGGACUUGAAGCCAAAGCAACUGCUUGCCAGAUGUUGGUUUACUAUGCUAAGGAGUUAAGGGAAGGAUUUGUGGAAUAUACAGAACAAGUUGUAAAGCUAAUGGUUCCCUUACUUAAAUUUUAUUUCCAUGACAAUGUGCGAGUGGCAGCAGCAGAAUCUAUGCCUUUUCUCCUGGAAUGUGCAAAAAUACGUGGCCCAGAGUAUCUUGCACAGAUUUGGCAAUUUAUAUGUGAUCCCUUAAUCAAGGCUAUUGGUACUGAACCUGAUAUAGAUGUACUCUCAGAAAUUAUGAAUUCUUUUGCAAAGUCCAUUGAAGUAAUGGGAGAUGGAUGCCUUAAUGAUGAACACUUGGAAGAACUGGGAGAAAUCCUGAAAGCAAAACUCGAGGGACACUUUAAAAACCAAGAGUUAAGACAGGUUAAAAGACAGGAAGAGAACUAUGACCAACAGGUUGAGAUGUCUCUGCAAGAUGAGGAUGAAUGUGAUGUUUAUAUUUUGACCAAAGUAUCAGACAUUUUGCACUCUUUAUUUAGUACUUAUAAUGAAAAGAUCUUGCCAUGGUUUGAACAGCUGCUUCCACUAAUUGUAAAUCUAAUUUGUUCUAGCAGGCCCUGGCCAGACAGACAGUGGGGAUUGUGCAUAUUUGACGAUAUCAUAGAGCACUGCAGUCCAACCUCAUUUAAGUAUGUAGAGUAUUUUCGAUGGCCAAUGCUACUAAAUAUGCGAGAUAACAACCCUGAAGUCAGGCAAGCUGCUGCUUAUGGCCUGGGUGUUAUGGCACAAUUUGGUGGAGAUGAUUAUCGUUCUUUAUGUUCAGAAGCUGUUCCACUACUGGUGAAAGUUAUUAAGUGUGCAAAUUCCAAAACAAAAAAAAAUGUCAUUGCUACAGAAAACUGUAUCUCAGCAGUAGGGAAGAUUUUGAGGUUUAAGCCUAACUGUGUAAAUGUAGAUGAAGUUCUUCCACACUGGUUAUCAUGGCUUCCAUUGCAUGAGGAUAAAGAAGAAGCUCUCCAGACUUUGAAUUAUCUCUGUGACUUAAUUGAAAGUAACCACCCGGUUGUACUUGGUCCAAAUAAUUCCAAUCUUCCCAAAAUAAUCAGUAUAAUUGCAGAAGGAAAAAUUAAUGAGACUAUUAACUCCGAAGAUCCCUGUGCCAAACGUCUAGCUAAUGUUGUGCGUCAGGUACAGACUUCUGAAGAAUUGUGGCUGGAAUGCAUAACUGCACUUGAUGAUGAGCAGCAAGAAGCCCUACAGGAGUUGCUAAAUUUUGCUUGAAGCACUUUAGUAUGACUUGGAUAUCAUCUACUAUAAAAGUAACUAGAAGUCACUCCAAAUACGUGUUGUGAGUGGACUGCGUUGUAACUGAGAGAACUGUUCCUUCUUUGUUACACAGUUUAUAUUCCUUCCGCGUGCUUCUCCAGGAUUAGUCAGUGUUAUAGUCUUCUGUUCACCUUGCAUGUUUACCUCUGAAGACAGAACUUAGUGAUGACUUGUGCUUCCUUUUGUCUUAGUUUGUCACCUCCCCUCUAGUUGAUGUGAACUAUAUAAAUUGUUGCUAUUUGUCUAAAUUACUGCUGCUGGGCAAGCAAUAUACUUAGUGUCAAGAUGUCAUGUUGUCUAUAAAGAGAUGCUAAGAGCUCACUAAUACUGGAAUGGAGAAUUUACAGAAAUUUUGGAUAAAGUAUAAAUAUAACAAAUGUUUUAUUCCUCCCUGAUGAUAUUCCUAGUUUUCAUGGUAAUGGGAGGAUAUUGAAAAUGGAAGAGAGCAUUGAGAUAUUGCAGUGGAUGUGGUGAGUUUCCUCUGUAGUACAUGCGAACUAUUUCAUAAUACCCUUCUAAGAACAUACCCACAUCCUAUUUCUCAAGUUGACCAGCUGAGAAUUAAUGAAAAAAAUUAAAAAUUCUUAGCCAGAGUGGCUUCUGUUAAGUUACCCAGGAUUCUAAGAACCAUAGCUAUUGAAAAGGAUAUACUGGUAUAUCUAAUAUUGAGUAGCAUGUAACAUACUGUAAUAGUGUUUGACAAUAGUAAGUAAUCACUAUUUAUGGAAGUCAGUGUUAUGUGUUUGAGAAAAAUAUUAUGAGUAUAACAUUUUCCCUUUGUAAAGCAGCUCAGCAAUAAGAGAAAUUCUAAUAAAAAAUGGGGGUUAAGUAGAUUAUUUUAAGUUCUUAAUAAUCUUAUUGUUAUACUGAAAAAGUGUUGAGAAAGGGAAGCAAAAUUAAAUUUUUUUUUUUUUUUUUUUAAUAUUUAUUUAUUUUAUUUCUUUAAUCCCUUUUGUUGCCCUUGUUGUUUUAUUGUUGUAGUUAUUAUUAUUGUUGUUGUUGGACAGGACAGAGAGAAAUGGAGAGAGGGAGGGGAAGACAGAGAGGAGGAGAGAAAGACAGACACCUGCAGAUCUGCUUCACCGCCUGUGAAGCGACUCCCCUGCAGGUGGGGAGCCGGGGUUCAAACCGGGAUCCUUAUGUCAGUCCUUGUGCUUUGCGCCACCUGCGCUUAACCCGCUGCGCUACAGCCCGACUCCCGCAAAAUUAAAUUUUUAUCCUGAAACAUGAAAAGCAAAUUUGAAACCAAUCUUAGCAGUAGAUUCAUAUUAUGAGAAAACAGUUCUGUAAAUCUAGGGUUACAUUUUAUUAAUUGGAAUGUCAGUCUUUAAUGUCAAGCUUUUUGUAGGGUAGGAAAAAAGUUUCUACUCAGCAAAUCAUUGAUCUAAAAUUUAAGAACAAAAAUGUCUGUCAUGAAAUCUUGGAGCUAUUGUGAAUAUUGUGGAUAAAAAACAUUUAGCAGAUAUUCAAGACCUAAGUGCUUAAUAAAUGGUAGCUGUUACUGCU